This is a messenger RNA of Parnassius mnemosyne (clouded apollo), 426 nucleotides long. The record is from the annotation of a GenBank genome assembly. Lineage: Eukaryota; Metazoa; Arthropoda; Insecta; Lepidoptera; Papilionidae.
AUGUUUGACGCUUGCCUACCUCACCCGAAUACUUUAUGCAACUGGUACAGAAGUAUAAAUGCAGAGCCUGGUUUUACGGGAGAAGCAUUUGACAGACUGAAAGAAAAAACAGCUAAAGCCAAAAAGGAAGUCAUAGGUGCUAUAAUUGCUGACGAAAUGUCAAUACGACAACAGAAAAUAUGGACUGGUAAACGUUAUGAGGGUUUAAUUGACAUGGGACUUGGCAACACUGACGCCACCAAUGAUAUUGCCAGUCAAGUAUAUGUCAUUAUGUUAGUAGGUGUAAACGAAUCAUUUAAAAUACCUAUAGCUUAUUUUUUCAUUUCAAGUCUGACAGCUGAAGUAAAGGCCAAUUUACUUAAAAUUGCUUUAGAAAAAUGCCAUUCAGUUGGCAUAAGAGUGAUAUCGUUGACUUUUGAUGGUUAA